AUGGCGUUCGGGUUGUUAUUGGACUCCCUUAUUGGCGAAGAUCCAACUGGGAGUUUUAUUUUGUUAUGUCAAAUUAGACAGCCGUGUCCUGCCGAUAUUUACAUUGAGGUUAGCGGCGCGGAUCCUGAGCGCUGGAAAAAAGAGCAUAUGGCUUGCCUUGCGCACUAUUUCCAACCAUCCGAAGAAUUCUUCAAGGCUCAAGAUCCAUGUUGCCAACCGAAAACAAAGGAAGCACCUUCGUUCUGGCCACCGGAGCCGGCCGGGAUAUCUCCGAAACUCUGA
Molecule: messenger RNA, 282 nt
Organism: Pieris macdunnoughi
Lineage: Eukaryota; Metazoa; Arthropoda; Insecta; Lepidoptera; Pieridae
Source: the annotation of a GenBank genome assembly